AUGCUGCGCCUCCUCCCCGCCGUGGUGGCCUUCCUCUCUUUCACCCAGGGCGCCGUCUCCCUCCGCCCUCAACACCACACCCGCGCCGCGCACGACCUCACCAUCCGUGCUGACGCGCUCGCCAGCGCGAAGGCGGAUGUCGAGAGCUUCCUGGGCUCAGACAAGGGCGACAUGAUCCGCUCUGCGAUGUUCUCCUCCAUUAGAACUAGCUGGGAGCAGGGCACCGCUGCUGGCGGCGUUCUCGAGUACGACAACCCCGAGUACUCCGUGUUUGGCAGCGCACCUUUUUCCAACAAUGGUGCCGAGACGCCUCUGAUCCCGCUGCAGUUCGCUCUGAGCGCUGCUGUGCGUCAGACCGCUGAUGGGCGGUUGAGCCAAAAUAUUGGUGAUGCGCUCGAUGGCGCCGCUCUUGAUGGCGCCUCUUCUGGCUCUGUUGUUCUUAUGGGCACCUUCACGGACGUCGACCGCAAGGAGUACUGGGCUAACGCGUCUGCGCGUGAACUCGACUAUGUCCUCAAUGUCGCUCCCCGCACUUCCACCGGUGCGAUCUCACACCGCGCCGACUCGAAGCAAUACUGGGCGGAUGGCGUCUACAUGGGCUUCCCCUUCAUCGCAUACUACGGCGCUGUCACGAGCAACCAGACGCUCCUCCAGAUCGCGUACGACCAGUGCCGUCUCUACCGCGACGCGCUGCUCAUCGACGGGCCCACCGGCAAGCUCUGGGCGCACAUCUACGACGACAGCACGAAGACAUGGAGCGACGAGGGCAUCUGGGGAACCGGUAACGCCUGGGCCGCGCUCGGUAUUCUGCGUGUUGCUGUGACGAUCGAGAAGACGGAGCAUGCGCAGCACAUGACGAACCAGACGACCGAGCUCUAUGCAUGGGUCAAGGAGAUCCUCGACGGCGAGUUUGCCGCCAUCAACGACGACAACCUCUUCCCCGACUACAUCACCGGCGGCCCCAACUUCUCCGACGCCGCGACGUCCGCUGCGCUCGCCUCGGUCGCGUUCCGCGCCGCGACGCUGCACCCCGAGACGUUCGGGCUGAACUACACGCUCAAGGCCGACAAGGUGCGCCAGGCGGUGCUCGACAACCUCACGGAGCUCGGCACGAUCAGCCCGAUCGUCGACCCGCUCGUGUGGGACCAGGUCGGGACGCUGUCGACGGAGUCGCAGGCGUUCGGGCUGAUGAUGGUCGCCGCGUGGAGAGACUGGGUAUUCCCUCUCUGA
This is a messenger RNA of Coniophora puteana RWD-64-598 SS2, 1230 nucleotides long. RefSeq names its product Six-hairpin glycosidase. Lineage: Eukaryota; Fungi; Basidiomycota; Agaricomycetes; Boletales; Coniophoraceae. The transcript has 6 exons. The coding region runs from base 1 to 1230 and encodes 409 amino acids. The record is from RefSeq and is a predicted model, not a curated record. Gene Ontology annotation, biological process: carbohydrate metabolic process.